CACAAUGCAUUUGUCAGUUGUAUUUUGCUAUUUGUGGUUUUAUGUGGUUCUCGUGACAGUUAAGCUAUGUAGUUUAAAAAAACUUUUCGUAUUUUGAUUUUAUUUUCAAAAUGUCUAGUUUUGGUUGGUCGUGUCCGUGUUGUUUGCGUUAUAAGUUCACUCCCGAAGAAAUGGAGCAACGGUACAAAAGCCAACAGAUCGACAAAAGUCUGGAGAGGGACAAACAGAUCUUAAAUAGGCAAGUGAAAAUCCUCCUACUUGGGGCUGGAGAGAGUGGAAAAUCCACUUUUCUUAAGCAAAUGAGGAUUAUCCACGGGGUGAAGUUCGAAAACCAACAAAUUCGCGAGUACCAACAAGUCAUUUAUCAAAAUGUGCUUAAGGGUAUGCAAGUUCUUGUUGAUGCAAGAAAUAAACUUGGUAUACCAUGGGAGGAAAACAAUAAUUUUGAUGUAGGAAAUCAACUUUUGCAGCAUAAGUUUCAUAAUAGUAUGAUAUUGGAUUCAAGGCAGUUCAUGCAGUAUGCUCCCCUACUUUCCAGAUUAUGGAAAGAUGGUGGUAUUCGCAGAGCUUUCGAUAGGCGAAGAGAAUUUCAAUUGAGUGAUUCUAUAGAGUAUUUUCUGAACAACCUGGAUCGAAUAGCGCUCCCGAACUACACGCCCACUCACAAAGACAUUCUUCACUGCAGAAAAGCAACGAAGGGGAUAACCGAGUUUCUCAUUCCCAUCAAUGGCAUCCCAUUCCUGUUUAUCGACGUUGGAGGACAGAGGUCUCAGCGGCAAAAGUGGUUUAAGUGUUUCGACUCUGUUACUUCCAUUUUGUUUUUAGUGUCUUCCUCCGAGUUUGAUCAGGUUUUAAUCGAGGAUAGAGAAACCAACAGGCUGGAAGAAGCACGAAACAUAUUCGACACAAUUGUAAAUAACAACAUAUUCAGUAAGGUUUCGAUAAUAUUAUUUUUAAAUAAAUACGACUUGUUAAAGAAAAAAGUGAAAAAUCCGGAAACGAAUAUCGCCUGGUACUUUCCGCAGUUUCGUGGCAACAGUCACGUGGUGGACGACGUGGAAAAUUUCAUUUUACAAAUGUUCACCAGCGUGAAGAGGGACCCCGCCAAAGCGAUUUAUCAUCAUUUUACCACCGCCGUAGAUACCGAGAACAUAAAAGUGGUAUUUUAUUCCGUUAAAGAUACCAUUCUUGACAGGAACCUGAGGAUUUUGUUGCUGCAAUGAAAAACGUUGCGUGUUAUCUACUUUGGGCUGUGUUAAAACAGAUCAGAAAAUGUAGGGCGUUUAUUAAUUGAGUGCCGAUUAUACAGGGUGUGAGUUCUUGGGUGAUUUUAAGAAGAAAAGUUAAUGUCAACGUAUGUUCUUAACCUAAUAAUUUAUGAGCUGUAGGGUUUUUAGAAAAAAAAUACUUUUUUAUCACUCUUAGAUAUUUUUAUAUAAAUUUCAUAUUCAGCGUCAUAUUUUGAAUGAAAAAAAUGGUAUCAUUUCUCUAAAAAUCAAAAUAAUUUUUUAACUUCAAAAAUCUCGUACGAAAACUAGAAUCGUCCGACGCACCGUUUUCCUGUAAAAGAAAUUAAGACCAAAAAUUUAUUUUUCUUUGGUUUAUUGAGGCUGCUUUUCAUAUUUGUUGAAAUUUCGUAGGCACCUACCAUAUGUAAAAACCAAGUAGAUACGUAUGGCAGAACGAUACUAGAUAUGUUUUCUUGGAACAAAGAUUAGUUUUUCUACUUUCAACAGAGACGUUUACAUAGGCCUGAUAUUGAAUGUUUGAUUAGGAAAGAAGAUCAACCAAAAAUAUAAUCUACUUUCGUACUUACAUUAACCAAAAAUUAAUAUAUAAACUGAUUUCAUUUUGCUACAAUAUUUUUUCCUGUUUUAAAUAUAUUUUUCGCAAACCACCUAAAUUAUAUGGUUAUCCAGAAUAAGUUUAUUAUACAGUACAAAUUCCCAAUUAAUUUUAACUUUUUUAUAAUAAUUAUGUGAUUCAGUAUAAUUUUUUGUAUAUUUAAACAAAACAACAAUAAUUGCUUAAUAUCUAAUACUUUGUUAGGACCACAGAGGAGAGAUGGUUUAUUAACAAUUCAAAUAGUAAAAUGACUAUUGAUUUUUGUUUGUCAUAUUUUUGGAGCAAAGGUCUGGAUACUACCUCUAAUCCUAAUAAAACAUAAAUACACUUUUUCACUAAAUAAUAAAAAUUAAAACUAUACCGGGUGUCUUAGGAAAGUGGUUCGCCCCUAUAACUUUUUUAAUUUUUAAGUUAAAAAAAUGAAAUUUGGUACGUGGAUGUAGCCCCCAAAUUGGGGUUGGCUGACGUUUUCAGUUGUUUUCUGCCACUUCCGGUUUAACCGGAAAUUACCCUAACUUUCUUAUUUUGAAUAGGAUUCAGUUUUUUUUACAUAUUUUGAUAGAAAAUGACAUUCUAGAAAAAUGAUACCCCAUAUGUUAACUUUUGACACCUAACCUUUAAAUUAUUUAAUUUUUUAUAUUUCAAUCUAGAGUGCCAUGAAUAAUUUAAAAUCGUUAAUUUUACAUCAAGUAGUUCUAGAAAAAUAUAAUGUUUUUCACAGCUUGCCUAGAUGCGUCUAAAGUUUACAAAAUCGUAUUUUCAAAUUUUUAUACCAAAUUAUUUGAAAAAAAAAACAUUUGUUAACUAUGGUAAUGAGCCACCCUAGUUCCAUUUGAAAAAAUGAGUCAGAGCCGAAAAUACGAUUUUGCAAACUUUAGACGCAUCUAGGAAAGCUGUGAAAAACAUUAUAUUUUUCUAGGACUACUUGAUGUAAAAUUAGCGAUUUUAAAUUAUUCAUGAUACUCUAGAUUGAAAUUUAAAGAAUUAAAUAAUUUAAAGGUUAGAUAUUAAAAAUUGUGUCAUUUUUCUUAGAUUAUCCAGGGAUAUCUAACCAUUUGGUCUGUGUUGUUAAAAGUCUUCGAUCAUUUUUAAUUUUCUGACGUAUUUUGCGCAAGUUUAAAACGUCUACAAGGUCUUGUUUAGUUCGUCUAUAAGUUUCUUGUUGUCCAAAUAUUCUACUACAAGUUCAGCAGCUUCUUAGCCUCUUAGUUGAUUACUAUUUUCAUUUCAACCGAGCUGAUUCAAAACUCGUUUGACAAUAUCGUCGUUGCCGAGGAGCUCAUAACCUGGCUCUUGUUUAUCACACUGUGUCUACCUCUCAACCUCAGUUUUAUCGAUUUCCUUACCUCUCACUAAUACAGUUAGUUUAGCUAUCGUAGUUCUUUAUCUUCCUCUAACGUCGUUUUAUAAAAAGCUCUUUUGAAAGUCAACUUUUUCACUCAGCAUGCAUUUGCCACUGUAAUAAUUGCGUCCUUAAGACUUUCCAAAACGUCAUCAGAUUAACUUUAUCCAACAACUUCUGACCUGUUUUAUCUCAAUACCCUGAUCUCAAUUAAUGACGGUGAUUAGUGAAAAAAAGAAUCUGAUGACGUAAUAAAUUUUCAUCAUCGGAUCUUAUGGCUGCCUCCUUGGGAUGAGAACUAGCAUUAUCCGGAAGAACAAGCACCUUUUGUGACAAUUUUUCCUUUUUUAAAUAAGACUGUCCUUUAGCAACAAACAACAUUGUUUUACCUUACUUGUAACUAAAGUUUUUUAGGUAUUGCUCACCAGUAUAACCCUCUUUUACUGUUUCAUCAGCGUUAUAAAUUGGAGAAAGUUAUUUUUUGUAUACGAUCUUCAGUUCAUAGCAAGAUUCCACCAGUACUUCUCCGUCGGUACUAAGUUGUUCGCCUUAAAGUAUAAACUCAUGAAUCCCGUGACGACCAAAGCAUUAGUGCAAAUUAUCAUCUUAUGCUUAGCACACGUUUUCUCAAGAGUAUGUUCUCCGAUUUAGACUGAGAUAAAAUAUUUUAGAUUCACUUUGUUUUUAUUAUUAUCGUGUAUAAUUGAGUUUUUGUUCAUGAAGAUUGAAUGAUUUCCAGGGUUGGGCUGGGUAUCGACAGCUCCAAGCACUGGCGCUAUCGAUAUUACAUCAUGCAUUGUGGUGACGAGAUUUCGAUAAAACAGCAAACAUGCAAUUUUAACAAUAGGAAAUAAGAGUGGUGUAUUGACGCGUUUGAUAAUACCUAUACUAUUAAAAAUUACUUACGGUACCAUUUUACCUUAAUGAUUAAAAAAUAUGUAAAAAAUUUCAUAAAAUAAAAAAGUGAUUUUCUUCUUAAAAUUUGAACACUCUGCAGCUCAAAAAUUAAGAAGUUCAUAUAAUAUGUUAACAUUGAAUUUGUUCUUAAAAUGGCCCAAGGAUUCAUUUCCUGUAUUAUCGGCAUUCAAUCGAGAAACACUCCGUAUAUUAGAGGGAAGACUGACUAAAGAUAAAAUAAGUUAGCUUUGUUCGUCCAGCGGUUUUAGGUUUACAAGCCUCGGAAGGGUCGUAGAGUACAAAAGAAAAGUCAUUUCGCAAGUCCCUUGGUUGUGAUUGAUUUAAGUAUAAUUUCCCAAAUUAUUUGAAGCGAAUUGGGAGACGCUUAAAUCAUAAAAAAAAUGUUGUAGCUAAAAAAAAAUCUUGUGAUCGUCUCGUUUUGUUUUUUUUUUUUUAAAUUAAAACUUGGGACAUAACAUUGAGGUUGGACCAGUUAGUGUAGGUUUCGUCGAAAUUGUUUUAGAGGUCACCGAAAAGUCAUAAAGCCAAAAAUUACGCAUUUAUUUAACACUUAAAACGUUUAAAUUAGGUUAAAAAUACAACUAUUGUUGCGGGAUUCUAUUUGCCAGUUUAAAUUUGUUAAAAACGAUUUAAUGCCUUAAUGGGAUAAAGAGGCUAGUGCUCGAAGCAGCUUGGUUGCCAAAAUGGUUAAUUUAGACUAGGAGAAUUGUCUAAUGUAGAAUAUUUUGAACAUUGCCGUAAUUUUUGUAUAAAUAGGGUCAAGUGGUCCAAAGUUUUAGAAAUAAUUUUUUAUUAUUUUAUUAAAAUACCUCGUUGCCAGACCUCCUUCCAGUGUAAAUCGGAAAUGGGUAUCCAUAUUUACAGUUUUAGAACUUUAUUUAAGUGAGGGGGUUAAAGCCAUAGAGGUGUCAAGGAUGAUUGUAUUUUUACAAUUUAGAGUUUUAACAAGGUUUUUUAGAGUUACUAUAAUACAUUUCUAAAAAAAGGCACUGUAUUACACUAUAAUUAAAUGUUGGUAAAAUACAGUUGUCUAAGGUCUAAAUUAAAUUAUAAAAAUUUAAUUAAAUCUUUAAUAAACUUUUAAAAGCCAUCAGCGUUUUAUUGGGUCAUAAUCGCUUUCGAAAAAAUAUUAAAUUUUGUAAUACAGGUUGAACCAGAAACAAGAAAAACACGUUUUCCAAUACAAUUUUCCUUAACAUAAUUAAAAUUCGUAAUAUCUUCUGUUCCGCCUUUAUAUUAUUACCAGGGUGAGAUUUUGAUGAAGAAAAUACCGAAUUCUUACAGUUUCCUCCUUUUUAAUGGAUAUGAAUACCAAAACCUACUAUCUUUUUACAGCAAUACACUUUCUUAAAUAUAUCUUUAUGACAUAAACCAAUAAUAGUUUAUUGCUUAGUAAUAUAACAUAGUACAAUGUAUGUUCCUAAAAAGUUUUAAUCGAUCUUGCAUGGAAUUUCAUUUAAAUCUGCCAUUUCCUUUAGUAUCACUGGACCCUAUUUGAACAAAAAUAUUCUCAAAACUAGAACUAUAUUUGGUAACAAAGCCUAACCAAAGAAUACCUUAUUUAAUACUAAUGUGUUCGAUAAAUUAGCUACAAUUUUCCAAUAAGGUUUCACAACUGCCAAUAAUACCAUGUGCCUACAGUUUUUUUUUAUGAAUAAAUAUUUUUUCUAACGUCAAUUUACAAAAAAAGUAUUUAUUAAUACAUUUAUAUAUUGUGAUAAAUAUCGGCAUGUUUGCUACUAUAUAUUUUUUUCCAAAAAAAUGUGUUUAUUAAAUAUUAAGUAUGUAUUUUGUACAUAGGUUGUAUAUACACUCUGUACAAAUAAUAUAUUGGAUCUUGUGUGGAUGUUAAUGUUAAAACCUUAUAAUAUUAUCAAAUGUUAUCCAUUUAUUUCCUCGAAGCGUGAAUGAUUUACGUGUAAAUGCAAAACUAAAUUACCUGCAGAAAAUAUGUUCAAAUAUAUCAAAUUCACAGGAAGCCUUUUGCUAGGCUGGGACAUAUGGGUUCUAAAAAUAUAUUUUAUUGUAAACAUAAAUCUUAUAUGCCUGUUUUACGUUCUUAUUAAUUACAACGGUUUUAUUUACUUCGCUUAGUUUGGUUUAUAGGGUGUAUAAGUGUAAUUUUAUUUCAAAAAUACAUUCUGAUCCUUUCAUUCUUAUAAGUCUGUUUAUCGUAUACAUGCAGGUUUUAUAUUGUACAAUUUUUAAGUUUGAAUUUAAACAGGUAAUUUAUUUAAUAAUAAAUAGUUAUUUUAUUGGUUGCUAAACGUCUUAUACAUUGUACAUUUUUUAAAUAAUUAAUGCACAUAGUAAAAAUAUACUGUAUCUUUAUUUUAGUUGUAUUUUGUUUAAAUAUUUUUUUGUAAUUGUUAAUAAAAAUUAUUGUAAAUGUAUAUGUA
Messenger RNA from Anthonomus grandis grandis, 6504 nucleotides. RefSeq names its product guanine nucleotide-binding protein subunit alpha homolog (gene cta). Gene Ontology annotation, cellular component: heterotrimeric G-protein complex; brush border membrane. The transcript has 3 exons. The record is from RefSeq and is a predicted model, not a curated record. Gene Ontology annotation, molecular function: D5 dopamine receptor binding; guanyl nucleotide binding; GTPase activity. Gene Ontology annotation, biological process: Rho protein signal transduction; adenylate cyclase-modulating G protein-coupled receptor signaling pathway. Lineage: Eukaryota; Metazoa; Arthropoda; Insecta; Coleoptera; Curculionidae. The coding region runs from base 111 to 1223 and encodes 370 amino acids.